Molecule: messenger RNA, 2288 nt
Organism: Cynocephalus volans (Philippine flying lemur)
Lineage: Eukaryota; Metazoa; Chordata; Mammalia; Dermoptera; Cynocephalidae
Gene: ALG6
Product: ALG6 alpha-1,3-glucosyltransferase
Exons: 15
Biological process (GO): protein N-linked glycosylation
Cellular component (GO): endoplasmic reticulum membrane
Molecular function (GO): dolichyl pyrophosphate Man9GlcNAc2 alpha-1,3-glucosyltransferase activity
Source: RefSeq, a predicted model, not a curated record
AGGGACUCCGACGCGGGGGCGAGCGCGCAGGCGCUUUGCUGGCACACGCUGCAGGCGAGAAUCCCUACGGCCGGCGGACGGCGUGGCUACUUCUUCAUAGACAUAAUCAACUUUUGACUGUUUGGAAAUGAAGUAUCAUUAAAAUCCUCUCAAACUCCUAAUUCCAAAGAAGAUAUAACAUUUCUCUGAACAAGAAAAGAAGUGACUGCCUGUGUGUUAAAAGUACUCUGGCACUGGUCUUAUUUUUUUUCUCCCUGAGUUCGAAGAACAAUGGAAAAAUUGUACUUGAUGACAGUAGUGGUCUUGAUAGGACUAACAGUACGGUGGGCAAUUUCUCUUAAUUCUUAUUCAGGUGCUGGAAAACCUCCUAUGUUUGGUGAUUAUGAAGCUCAGAGACACUGGCAAGAAAUCACUUUUAAUUUACCAAUCAAACAAUGGUAUCUUAACAGCAGUGAUAACAAUUUACAGUACUGGGGAUUGGAUUACCCACCUCUUACAGCUUAUCAUAGUCUUUUAUGUGCAUAUGUGGCAAAGUUUAUAAAUCCAGACUGGAUUGCUCUCCAUACAUCACGUGGAUACGAGAGUCAGGCACAUAAGCUCUUCAUGCGUACAACAGUUUUAAUUGCUGAUUUGCUGAUUUACAUACCUGCAGUGGUUUUAUACUGUUGUUGUUUAAAAGAAAGCUCAACUAAGAAAAAGAUUGCUAAUGCAUUAUGCAUAUUGCUGUAUCCAGGCCUUAUUCUUAUUGACUAUGGACAUUUUCAAUAAUUUCCUUGACACUAGAACAUAUAUAAUUCUGUGAGUCUUGGUUUUGCUUUGUGGGGUGUUCUUGGAGUAUCUUGUGACUGGGACCUGCUAGGGUCACUGGCAUUUUGCUUAGCUAUAAAUUAUAAACAGAUGGAACUUUACCACUCCUUGCCAUUUUUUUGCUUUUUACUUGGCAAGUGUUUUAAAAAAGGCCUCAAAGGAAAGGGGUUUGUGUUGUUAAUUAAGCUAUCCUGUACGGUUGUGGCUUCCUUCAUUCUGUGCUGGCUGCCAUUUUUUACAGAAAGGGAACAAACCUUGCAGGUUCUAAGAAGACUCUUCCCAGUUGAUCGUGGAUUAUUUGAGGAUAAAGUAGCCAAUAUUUGGUGCAGCUUCAGUGUCUUUCUGAAGAUUAAGGAUAUUUUGCCACAUCAUAUCCAGAUAAUAAUCAGCUUUUGUUUUACAUUUUUGAGCCUGCUUCCUGCGUGUAUAAAAUUAACACUUCAGCCCUCUCCCAAAGGAUUCAAAUUUACUUUGGUUAGCUGUGCACUGUCUUUCUUCUUAUUUUCUUUCCAAGUACAUGAAAAGUCCAUUCUCUUGGUAUCAUUACCAGUCUGCUUAGUUUUACAUGAAAUUCCUUUUAUGUCUACUUGGUUUUUACUUGUGUCAACAUUUAGUAUGCUACCUCUUCUAUUGAAGGAUGAACUCCUAAUGCCCUCAGUUGUGACAGUGAUGGCAUUUUUUAUAGCUUGUGCAACUUCCUUUUCAAUAUUUGAAAAGACUUCUGAAGAAGAACUGCAAUUGAAAUCUUUUUCUAUUUCUGUUAGGAAAUAUCUUCCACGUUUUACAUUUGUUCCUAGAAUUAUACAAUAUUUGUUUCUCAUCUCAGUAAUCACUAUGGUUCUUCUGACGCUGCUGACUGUCACACUGGAUCCUCCUCAGCAGUUACCGGACUUAUUUUCUGUAUUGGUGUGUUUCGUAUCCUGCUUGAAUUUCCUGUUCUUCUUGAUAUACUUCAACAUUAUAAUCAUGUGGGAUUCCAAAAAUGGAAGAAAUCAUAAGAAAACCAACUAGCUGUAUUCCCAAACAAAUGUGAAAAUGUGAACAGUGCUAAAAGGUUUUGUGAACUUUCUGCCAUGUAUAAAUGAAAUUAUCAUUUUGAGAAUCACGGAACGGAUAGGAAAGGAAAUGGUGAAAAGCCACUGUGGUCUACACAAAAUAAAUGUAUAUGUGAACCAAUGACCAAUGGAGGCUUUUACUUUCUAAAGUUGCCUGGCCAAAAUAUAUUGUAGUUCUUUUAUUAAUAUUCAUGGCUAUUCAAGUGGGAAAAUGAGAGAAAAAUGUCCUUAAUCCCAGUGUUUACUUAGGAAAAGUACUCUAUAAAUUGUCUUGAAAAAAUUUUGAGAAAGAAAUACUUCUUGAUUUUCGCUUUGUCUAAACCUACUUCAUCAGACUAUAUAGUGAGCUUAUGGGAGAAUUAAGGUCCUUCUCUUUAAAGGCCAUCACAAAUUUUCAUAUUUAAAUUUAGUUUUCCUUAUACUUUA